Phoenix dactylifera (date palm) is the source of this 1778-nucleotide messenger RNA. Its product is annotated as hexose carrier protein HEX6-like. Gene Ontology annotation, cellular component: membrane. Gene Ontology annotation, molecular function: monosaccharide transmembrane transporter activity. Gene Ontology annotation, biological process: monosaccharide transmembrane transport. Lineage: Eukaryota; Viridiplantae; Streptophyta; Magnoliopsida; Arecales; Arecaceae. The record is from RefSeq and is a predicted model, not a curated record.
AAAUGCCCAAAGUCUUAUAAGUCUGCUACCUUCUUGGAUUAUGCCAAUAAAGCCAUCCCCACAUCAUUCAUGGCCAAGUCUGCCUAAAACUUUCUUCUGCAUCACAAUCUUUACCAACUGAAACCAUGGCGUUAAGGUUGAGUUCUAAGAGCAAAACAUGCCACUACAGUGGCAGAGUCACACCCCUUGUGAUCCUCUCUUGCAUGGUUGCAGCGACAGGAGGAAUUCUCUUCGGCUACGACCUCGGGAUCUCAGGUGGGGUGACUUCGAUGGAGCCUUUUUUAGAGAAGUUCUUUCCAAAGGUGCAUGCCAAGAUGAGAGGGGACUCACGUAAUAGCAAUUACUGCAUGUUCGACAGCCAGCUCCUAACGGCAUUCACAUCAUCGCUAUAUAUUGCGGGCCUCUUUGCAUCAUUGUGUGCUUCAUGGGUCACACAUGGAUUUGGCCGCAGGAGAUCCAUGCUUCUCGGCGGGGCCUCUUUCUUGGCUGGAGCUGCCGUCGGCGGCCUCGCACUUAACAUUUACAUGCUCAUCAUAGGCCGGAUCCUGCUCGGAAUCGGCAUCGGUUUCACUAAUCAGUCUGUUCCAUUAUACCUCUCAGAAUUGGCUCCACCACGCUACCGCGGAUUACUCAACAAUGCAUUUGAGGUCUUUGUUGGGUUGGGAGUCCUCUUUGCAAAUCUCAUCAACUAUGGAACUCAAAAGAUACACUCAGACUGGAGUUGGCGAACCUCCCUCCUCCUAGCUUUGGUUCCAGCAGCCUCUUUAACUCUUGGCACUCUCUUCCUCCCGGAAACCCCUAAUAGCCUCCUCCAACGCAAUGAGAACCUCCAAGAGGCAGCAGAGAUACUCAAGAAAAUGCGAGGCACCGCCGACGUGCAAGACGAGCUCAACGACAUGAUUGCAGCGGCCAACAUUUCAAAGACCGUUCGCCAUCCAUUUCAUACUAUCAUGCAACGUAAGUAUCGACCGCAGCUCGUAAUGGCGAUCGCGAUCCCGUUCUUCCAGCAAGCGACGGGAAUUAACGUGAUAACCUUCUAUGCCCCGGUCAUCUUUCGGAUUAUCGGUCUUGGAGAGAGCUCUUCCCUCAUGUCGACGGCGAUCACCGGAGUGGCUGGUACCGGUACGGUCAUCGUGGCGAUGAUGAUGGUUGAUAAAUUCGGCCGGCGUGCGUUGUUUCUUAUUGGAGGAGUUCAAAUGAUUGUCGCCCAUGUAAUGGUGGGUGCAAUAAUGUUGACACAGCUUGGAGACUCAGGUGGAAUGAGCAGAGCCUAUGCAUACAUGGUCUUGGCUCUGUCAUGCGCAUUCGUUGCUGGUUUUGGGCUGUCUUGGGGACCAUUAGGAUGGCUAGUACCGAGUGAGAUAUUUCCAUUGGAGAUUAGAUCGGUAGGGCAGAGCAUUGUGGUAGCAGUGGGCUUACUAUUUGCCUUCAUUCUAGCUCAAGCCUUACUUACAAUGCUCUGCCAUCUCAAGUCUGGGGUUUUCUUUUUCUUUGGAGGGUGGGUUUUAGUGAUGACCAUAUUUGUUUAUCUGCUGCUGCCGGAGACAAAGAAUCAACCUAUCGAGCAAAUGGAUAGAGUGUGGAGGGAGCAUUGGUUUUGGAAGAAGGUUAUUACUGAUGCUGAAGAGAGAAGAAACAUGGAUGCGACUGAUAUUGUAACAAACUCACAUCUGUGAGAUAAUUCUCGAUGUAUCCCAACAAAUCUUUAGCAAGAUCUGUUCAUUUACCAUCAUCGCCGAUUGAAAAAGAAAAAAAAAUUGCAUUAUUUUUCGCGUUCA